CAAUAAUACACACUCCAUACCAUUUCUAUUUCCUCGCCGCAUAAUUACAUAGUCGGGUCAGAACUAACGGGUUCCUACAUACAUAUGCACCUACACCACGCCGCCGAAUUUAACUUGUUACGGUAUGUUCUCAAAGCCUUGCUUGCCUCUUUGCUACUAUUUUCUUUUCUUCAUCAUUUAGAUCGCAGUCUUCGCCGAAACGACGAGCAUUCCCUCGACAUCGGAAGAUGUACGCUCACCUACGCUAGGAGCUGCUGUCCCGCGACCUGCCUAGGGCUUAGAUAUGUAUGUGCGCCUUUAUUCCCAGGUAUGCUUGAGAUAUGCCUCGAUGCUUCUAACCCCAAAGUUAUGAAAUCUUGCGAUGCUCCGCGGUUUUCUGGGUCGGGUUGGCGAUGACUCUCUAUAUAUACGCUCGAUAACCCAGAGCCUUCUCGGCCUGUCCGAGGCUCCCCACGCUGUCCGCCGCUAUGCGAUGCCGGUCGUAUCCAUGCCGCGUGU
This is a messenger RNA of Durotheca rogersii, 498 nucleotides long. RefSeq lists its product as uncharacterized. The record is from RefSeq and is a predicted model, not a curated record. The transcript has a single exon. The coding region runs from base 85 to 396 and encodes 103 amino acids. NCBI's taxonomy places the organism in Eukaryota, Fungi, Ascomycota, Sordariomycetes, Xylariales, Xylariaceae.